This is a messenger RNA of Fulmarus glacialis (Northern fulmar), 2443 nucleotides long. RefSeq names its product ATP-binding cassette, sub-family C (CFTR/MRP), member 4 (gene ABCC4). The transcript has 19 exons. The annotation marks the transcript as partial. NCBI's taxonomy places the organism in Eukaryota, Metazoa, Chordata, Aves, Procellariiformes, Procellariidae. Gene Ontology annotation, cellular component: plasma membrane. Gene Ontology annotation, molecular function: ATP binding; ATP hydrolysis activity; ABC-type transporter activity. Gene Ontology annotation, biological process: transmembrane transport. The record is from RefSeq and is a predicted model, not a curated record.
AUGAGGAUGAGUAAUGAGCAGUGCAAUGAAGCAGAUAGACGCCUGAGGUGGUUGAAUCCCUUAUUUAUUAUUGGCCACAAACGGAAGCUUGAAGAAGAUGAUAUGUAUAAAGUGCUGCCAGAAGAUUCCUCAGAGAAGCUUGGAGAGGAAUUGCAGUGGUACUGGGAUAAAGAGGUGCAAAAAGCAAAAAAGAGAGGAAAAACACCACAUUUAACAAAAGCCAUUAUUCUUUGUUACUGGAAAUCCUAUUUAGUUUUUGGAAUUUUCACAAUGAUUGAGGAAACACUCAAAAUAAUUCAGCCAAUAUUUUUGGGAAAAAUUAUUAAUUAUUUUGAAAACUAUGAUUCCUCAAAUGAGGUAGCUUUGAAUUUUGCAUAUUGCUACGCAGCUGCUCUGUCUGUGUGCACGCUUAUUCUAGCUAUAAUGCACCACUUAUACUUCUAUCAUGUACAGCGGGCUGGCAUGAAGCUGAGAGUAGCUAUGUGCCAUAUGAUUUAUCGGAAGGCACUUCGUCUCAGUAAUGUAGCAAUGGCAAAAACUACCACUGGUCAAAUAGUAAAUCUUCUGUCAAAUGAUGUGAACAAAUUUGAUCAGGUAACGAUUUUCUUGCACUUCUUGUGGGCUGGACCAAUUCAAGCUGUAGCAGUAACAGUACUUCUCUGGAUGGAGAUAGGCCCAUCAUGUCUUGCAGGAAUGGCGGUUCUGAUUAUUCUUCUUCCUGUCCAGACCUGCAUUGGGAGGCUUUUUUCUUCCCUAAGAAGCAAGACAGCUGCCUUAACGGAUGUCAGGAUUAGGACCAUGAAUGAAGUCAUAAGUGGUAUGAAGAUAAUAAAGAUGUAUGCUUGGGAAAAAUCAUUUGCGGAACUUGUGAAUGGUUUAAGAAGGAAGGAGAUUGCCAUGGUUAUGAAAAGCUCCUACCUUCGAGGACUGAACUUAGCCUCUUUCUUUGUGGCAAGCAAAAUAACAGUGUUCAUGACUUUCAUGGCAUACGUACUACUUGGCAAUGUUAUCUCUGCAAGUCGGGUGUUUGUUGCAGUGUCCCUGUAUGGUGCAGUAAGACUGACAGUAACUCUGUUCUUCCCUGCGGCUGUUGAGAGAGUGUCCGAGGCCGUGGUUAGCAUACGACGAAUCAAGAACUUUCUGAUACUUGAUGAGGUCUCACACUUCAAGCCACAACUGCAUGGUAAUAAUGAGAAUGUCAUUCUUCAUGUUCAGGAUUUGACUUGCUAUUGGGAUAAGAGUUUAGAAAGCCCAGCACUUCAACAACUUUCAUUUACUGUCAGACGAGGGGAAUUAUUGGCUGUGAUUGGUCCUGUAGGAGCUGGAAAAUCUUCGCUCUUAAGUGCUGUGCUUGGUGAGCUGCCUAAAGACAAAGGUUUGAUAAACGUUACUGGAAGAAUUGCCUAUGUUUCUCAGCAGCCUUGGGUGUUUUCUGGUACAGUAAGAAGUAAUAUACUGUUUGACAAGGAAUAUGAGAAAGAAAAAUACGAAAAAGUUUUAAAAGUCUGUGCUCUUAAAAAGGACUUGGAAUUAUUAGCAAAUGGUGACCUAACAGUAAUAGGAGAUCGUGGAGCUACGCUGAGCGGGGGACAGAAAGCCCGUGUAAAUCUGGCCAGAGCUGUGUAUCAAGACGCAGACAUCUAUCUUUUGGAUGAUCCACUGAGUGCAGUAGAUGCUGAAGUUGGAAGACAUUUGUUUGAAAAAUGUAUUUGUCAGGCCUUACAUCAGAAGAUCUCUGUUUUGGUCACUCACCAGUUGCAAUAUCUCCGUGCUGCAAAUCAGAUUCUAAUUUUAAAAGAUGGUAAAAUGGUGGGGAAAGGUACCUAUUCAGAGUUCCUGAGAUCUGGCAUCGACUUUGCUUCCCUUUUGAAAAAAGAUGAGGAGGUAGAACAGCCAUCGGUUCCAGGAACCCCCAACCUGAAGUCUGCCCGGAGCCGAACCUUCUCAGAGUCCUCUGUCUGGUCCCAAGAUUCUUCUGUCCACUCGCAGAAGGACGGAGCAGUGGAACAACCACCUGCUGAAAAUGCACUGGCUGCAGUGCCAGAGGAGAGUCGCUCUGAGGGAAAAAUAAACUUUAAGGUUUACAGAAAAUAUUUCACUGCGGGAGCAAACUACUUUGUGAUUUUUAUACUUUUAGUAUUCAACAUUUUGGCACAGGUGGCAUAUGUGCUCCAGGACUGGUGGCUUUCUUACUGGGCAAAUCAUCAAGAAAAGUUGAAUGUCACAAGGAAUGGAAAUAAUGGAGCAAAUGAGACUGAACAUCUAGACCUUAACUUCUAUUUGGGAAUUUACGCAGGUUUAACGGUGGCUACAAUACUGUUUGGCGUAAUAAGAAGUCUUCUGGUGUUUCAAGUUCUUGUUAAUUCUGGUCAGACUUUGCACAACAAAAUGUUUCAAUCCAUUUUGAAAGCUCCUGUCUUGUUUUUUGACAGAAAUCCUAUAG